Aphanomyces astaci is the source of this 1207-nucleotide messenger RNA. RefSeq lists its product as hypothetical. The record is from RefSeq and is a predicted model, not a curated record. NCBI's taxonomy places the organism in Eukaryota, Oomycota, Saprolegniomycetes, Saprolegniales, Verrucalvaceae. The coding region runs from base 177 to 1148 and encodes 323 amino acids. The transcript has 2 exons.
CGAGUCCCGGCCGUUGGUUGGUAUCUCCAUUUCUUUCUCUAGCCUCGAGCGUGGAACUGCCUCCCGGUCCACUUCGUCACGGCGCGCCAUCGUCUGUUCUCUAGAACACUGCCAACACAAACUCGCCAGCCAGCCAGCCAGCCAGCUCAACGCACCAGUGGCAUCCGCAAACGAUCAUGGCGAAAAGGACUGGCAACGUGGACGUGCUCAUCACGAAGCGCGACAUCACGAUCGACGACGUGAUGAACAACCCCAUUGCUGUGGGGUAUCUCUUGGACUUUUGCCAAAAGAACCUGUGCGCCGAGAACCUCAACUUUGUCGUGGCCGUGGACCGGUACAAGGACCGAUGCGAGGUGCUCGACUUCAACGACGAGGAAGACGUCAAGACGUGCGGCGCCAUGGCGGCCACGAUUUGGAAGGACUUUUUGUCGCGCAACUCGCCCAACGAAGUGAGCUUGCCGUCUGAGGACCGCCAAGUGACUAUCGAGCGCAUGGACAAGAUCACAAAGUUCAAGGGCAAGCUGUUUGACGUGGCAAUUCAAGACGCCAUGAAGACGCUCCAGCGAGACAUUAUGAACCGGUUCAUCAAGUCGUCGCAGUUCUCGGAGCUCGUGUCGCGGCUGUCCGAGGCCGCCGACGCGUUCGACCCGUUCGAGCUCGUGCCGCCGUCCAACAUUACCACGUCGUCGACGACGAUCGAAACCGCCGAAAUCACCCUCGACGACAUCCUCGCAGACGCGGUGCUCUUUGAAGAGCUCCACACGUACCUGAACAAAAAAUUCAACGCGGAAAACUUGAAGUGCGUGCGCGAGAUCUGCAUCUUUGACGACCUGGCCAAGGCUAAGGACGUGGUCGUGACCAAGAAGAAGGCGUGGGCGAUCUACCGCAACUUUGUCAUGGCCGGGAGUCAGUUUGAAGUGUCGUGCAGCAACGCCACGCGCAAAAACGUCAUGCAGCACCUUGGGUGCCCCGUCGAGAAGAUGUUUGACGAAGUCAAAGAGACCACGGUCAUGACGCUCAAGCAAGACCUCAAGGGGUUCCUCUCGGCGCUCGAUCGAAAAUCCAUCAAGGACCAGCUCAAAAAGCUCGAAAAAGGCAACAAAGUUGGGCUCAUGCAGAACAUUUCCAACAAGUUCUUUCGAAAGUGAUGUCUCCCCCAACCAACCUCCAACCUAACAAGACACAAACCCACAACUGUUGGUCAUGC